CCUCACUCCUCCUUGGUCUCUGAGCCACUUGGAAGCAAAAUGUCCCUCAGUCCAGCGACCAUCCUGGCUGCCGACGCCGAUGCGCGUCGUGCCAUUGUGGCAGGCGAUCACUCUGCGUGCAAGGUCGCGCUGCUGGUUGAUCAUACGCAGCUCAAGCAAGAGUGCACGACUGCUCACAUCGUCGCGCUCUGUGCCCAAGCACGCGAGCACGACUUCCGGUCGGUCUGCAUCCCGCCGUCACGCGUGGCUCUGGCGCGAUCGCUACUGGUGCUGCCAGCGCAGUUGUCAAAAGCAGAUGCUGCUGGUGCUGCGGUCCGAGUGUGCACCGUGGUUGGCUUUCCAAACGGCUACAUGACCACCGCCGCCAAGGUCGCCGAGACAGCGGACGCGGUCGCAGCCGGUGCAGACGAGAUUGACUUUGUGCAGAACGUCGGAUGGGUCAAGGACGCAAACUGGACGGACACUCGCAACGAGUACAGGGCGAUCGUUGCUGCUGCGGGCCCGGCGCGACUGGUCAAGGUCAUUCUCGAGACAGCGCUGCUCACCCCCGACGAGAUUGAGCGCUGCUCGACCAUCGCAGUCCAAGCAGGCAUUCACACGGUCAAGACAAGCACGGGCUUUGCUGCGAGAGGCGCAUCUCUGGCGGACGUCGAAGCCAUGCAACGAGGCAUCGAGCUUGCGUUCGCAGACGGCUCAACACCCCGACGUGUGGUUGGCAUCAAAGCGAGCGGCGGCAUUCGUGAUACUGUGACAGCACUCCAAUUUAUCCGCGCUGGUGCCACGCGGCUCGGCACGUCGUCGGGAGUCGCCAUUAUUUCAGGGCUUCAGCAUCAUCAGCCGGGUGAGUCAAGCGGAGCUGCGGCAAGCACGAGCAACUACUAAGCAGUGUAGUCAUGUAUUGGUGUGUCUACUGUGUCUACUUUUUAUGUAUCUCCAAACGCAACUUCAAAGAACAUUUAAAAAAAAAAAAAAGGCC
This is a messenger RNA of Capsaspora owczarzaki ATCC 30864, 976 nucleotides long. RefSeq names its product deoxyribose-phosphate aldolase. The record is from RefSeq and is a predicted model, not a curated record. The transcript has a single exon. Gene Ontology annotation, cellular component: cytoplasm. Gene Ontology annotation, biological process: carbohydrate catabolic process; deoxyribonucleotide catabolic process. Lineage: Eukaryota; Filasterea; Ministeriida; Capsasporidae. Gene Ontology annotation, molecular function: deoxyribose-phosphate aldolase activity. Bases 40 to 882 code for a protein of 280 amino acids.